Molecule: messenger RNA, 3865 nt
Organism: Centropristis striata (black sea bass)
Lineage: Eukaryota; Metazoa; Chordata; Actinopteri; Perciformes; Serranidae
Product: putative fibroblast growth factor 1
Exons: 3
Coding region: 570-1178 (202 amino acids)
Biological process (GO): regulation of cell migration; cell differentiation; positive regulation of cell population proliferation
Cellular component (GO): cytoplasm
Molecular function (GO): growth factor activity; fibroblast growth factor receptor binding
Source: RefSeq, a predicted model, not a curated record
GCAGACGGUCCAAGACAGACGGACAGAGAGACAGGGCUGGCUGCAUUCUUGUUCCUCGAGCGGAGAGAUUUAAAUCGUUUGGCUUCUGGACAUUUGUUUGACUAGCCGACUGAAUGCAGGGUGUUAAUAUGAAUGUCUUUCAACAGCUUGAGGGAAAGUGGUUCUCGUGUUCCACUUGUGGAUUGUAACUGUUGCUUAUCUUUGAUAGACUCGCAGACUCUUGCAACAUUUCCAGCAGGAAGUAAAACCAUUACCGCGAGUCUUCUCUGCCCUUCGCUGCGUCCACGUGUUGUUUAUUUUGUUGUUGGGUCUUGCACUGAUUUCAGGUGAAUGUUACAUCAUUGCCAUCUGGAAAUUAUUUUCACAACGGAAGAACCGAAGUGAUGUUCAGCCUGAAAACAAGUUGGAUCACGUGGAGCCUCUGCCUGGCCUCUGUCCAGAUCUGAUUCCCUGGCUUGCUUCAUCACUUUAUAAAAAAAGCAAAAGAGAGCCUUAAAAGGUUGAAGGAGAGGAACGGAGAGACAGAGUGAGAGUGAUUGAGGGAGGCGAGCGUUUCCUGUAAUCGCAUCAUGAAGGCGGCGUUGUCCUCCUCUUCCUGUUUUCUCUCAUGUCUCAGACACAGUCCAGGUGACACAAGCAGUGAACGACGUGGAUCUUCUCUGUCGUUGCAGACACAGGGACACCACUCUGCUUCGUCACAGCCACAAAGUCUGUGCAGGAUGUCCGAAGGAGACGUUACAGUGCUGCCGUUCGCUCCUGCGUCUCUGGACCUGUCCAGACAGGAUCACCGGACUCUGACUAGACUGUACAGCCAGAACGGAGGAUACCACCUGAGGAUUUUAACAGAUGGAACUGUGAGUGGCGGCAGACAGGACAACGACCCAUUUGACGUCCUGAGGCUGCAGGCUGUGAGCGUAGGAGUGGUGGUCAUCAAGGGCGAGAGGACAGGAAGGUACCUGGCUAUGAACAAAAAUGGACGCCUCUACGGAUCACAAGCACUGAACGAUGAGUGUUACUUCCUGGAGAAGUAUGAAGAAAACCACUACAACACAUAUUGCUCUCAGAAGUACAACUGGUACGUCGGGCUGAAGAGGAAUGGCCAACCCAAAGCAGGACCAGACACCCACCAGGGUCAGAAGGCCAUCUUUUUUCUGCCAAGACCUGCGGGCAACAUGUAAAGUGAGACGGGACCAGGAACUGUAGACACGCUCACUGAAGUCUUUAUGUGCACAUUAAUGGUGCAAUUUUACGCCGGGGAAAGUAUCUUGUUUAAAGGUCACUUAAAGUCAGUACAAUAGGGCGGUGAAGCCUCGGGCAAACAUAUAAUGCUGUUUUUACUGUUAGUUUAAGCUUUAUAACCUAAAUGUUUCUUCAUUCCUCUUGUUUAUGCAGGAAAUAUGUGAUUCCAGUACUGUAUUUGAUCAUCACAGGAGUAUGAGCUGAUAUCUGAAUACUUUCUGCUUAUAAGCACAGACACAGCCUCUCUGUGCAGACAGAAAAUGUGUGCAGUAUCAGUGCAUGUCAGCCUUGAUAAAUGGGUGUUCACUUUGAACCCCAGUAUGAAAUACCACUGCUGGAAGACAGCAACAGGCCGCUUUUACACAGAAAUACUUUAACAAUUGAUCACGUCUGGCACAAAGGAAACCAACAAGGCAGUAAACAUAAAAGGGCCGACCAUCUGGCGUUGAAUUCAAACUCGAGCAAACAAACUCUACAGUACUAAUAAUAUGUUCCUGCAGUACCGGAGGCUGCGUUUCCAGGACCCUAGUUUUCGUGACAGCUAAGUUUUAGAGCUGUAGCAGUUUAGAUUAUGGGUCAGUAGAUGUGUUUCCAAUAAAGUGAGAAUGAAUUUUGAAGCGAAGUUUUAAAAUGUCGCAUUAAAGAAAAUGUUAAGUGGUUAAGAGCAAAUAAACAAAACUGCAUAAACAUACUUUGGCCAGGAGAUGGCAGUGUAAUGUGUUGCUGGAGGCUAAUCUGUCAGUAAACAGUAGUAGAAGAAGAGAUUGACCAAGAGAGAAAAACAACAACAAUGGGACUUUGGCCACCCAAGAGAGAAAAUGGAGAGUCUUUAGGAAUUGGAUUCAAUUGGGCAACUUAUAAUUCUUCUUAUCUUAACAACUUAUAAUAGUUCAUGUCAGCUCGUCUUGACCGGCAGAGCAGAAUCAGCUGAUCAGUCAUGCAGGUGAAAGUUUGUUACGUCAGAACUAAAUCGUUUCCAUCUCCAGUUUAGCCCAUUAUCUAUUUUUUUAAAUAGACGGAAACCACCUCAAGCAAUCAUUAAAACUUUUAUGCACAUUUUCGGAAGUUUUAUCAAAUUUUCCAUGAAGCUUUUUCAUGAGAAUUUUCAAAAUGCGCAUAGAAAUUUGUUGACGUAAACACGACUAGGGUUCAGGCUAGUUACUAUGUCAACUGACAAAAAUGGGCAGUGUCUAGUGGAAAAACUAGUGUCCUACAAAUCUGCUUCUGAAACUACAGCCUUCAGUACUGCAGGAACAAGCUACUACAGAACAGGGAAUGCAACAUGCUCAUAUGAUAUCUUACGAAAACAUAUGCAAAGCAGUUCAUAAGACAGUUCUGUAUAACAUUGUGAAACAGCAAUCACCGUUUUAAACAUGUGUUAAUGUUUACAGUUAUAUAGCAGUAAACAACUUUUUACUAUGCAAAAACAUAGUGGAGUAAUGGAGUCCUGACCAAAGACAGAAGUCACGCUCUGACCACGUGUGUUUCAAUUCUUCUUUGUUCUUAGAUAACAUAAAACAACACAUUUUUGUGGUAGCCAAGGUAGUUUAUAUGCUCUGAAUUCCAUGUACAGACACUUUGUGUUUAGGCAACAAAACUACUUCGUAAAAGUUUAGAAAACGAAACUGUUUUUUGUGUUAAGAACAACUACUUCUGUACAUAACUAGUGGUGUUAACUUAAAAUAACAACCUUGACUUUUCUUACACAUGUGACAUAAACACCGGCCUCUCCACCCCUCCCAUUGACACUAAACGCUCUUUCUCUGUCUUUAUACUGCGCUGCCUCAUUUCCUGCUUUCCUUCCAUCCCGUCAUACUCACUAUGACCACUAGAGGUCGUCGUCUAACAACACAUGUCAAUGUGGUUCGUAAGAAGCUGUGCCUUCUGGAGAACAAUUACUAUAACUAUGAACAAUGAGAACAGCCUGGGGGAAUAAUAGUAGUAAUUGAUGUAUUUCUGUGCCAAAAAAAAACCCAAUACGAUAACACACUGUGUUAGAAAACACUUUAAUAUGUAAUUAUAUUGUUUGUAUGUGCCUAGUUGAGCUGACAGUCUAAAAUGCAGAUGUGAAAAUCUUGUUUCAGUCAUCAGUAAGGUUAUUUUUGAGUUAUAUGUUCAUGAAAAGCUGGAACCAAAGAGGAAUUUAACAUCUUUGUGACACCAAAUGGUCAAGUGUGGCUUGUUUGAGGCGGAGACGGACCAAAUAUUGACCAUUCUGUCCCGGACCAUGCACAAAAGCCAUAAAAAGUUUCUUUUCACGAAGCAAAAUGGCUCAGCUUCACAGCCCGACAGAUAUUUCUGUAACCAUAUAUCUUGUUUUUCCAGAAACACAUGUUACUGUUACAAUAUACUAGGUUAAAUUACUAUUGUGAAUAUUUAUUUAUAAAGUUUAGUUGCUAAUACAAUUUAAUUCUGCUGAACACUGCAAUGGACAUUUUUAAAAUAAUAAUUUAUACAUAAUAGCUGUAGCUAAAAAGGUAAUAUGUUCACCUUUUCACAAAGUAAUACAUAUUGUAUUAACUGUACUUAAAUAUAUGAAAUAAAGUCUGCAUUAUUAUCCAUAAAAAUAAUAAGUUUGACUUGCUGUAGCUAUGAAUAUAGACAUGUGAAUAAAAUUUUACAAGUG